AUGUGCAAGGUCAUCAACACGGUCCGGUCGCUCGCCUGGCUGCGCCGCAUCGUGCGGCGGUGGCGCUCCCGAGCGGCGGCCUCGGUGCGGCCCAACAAGGAUGUGCUCGAGCUAGACGCCGCGGUGCCGGCGGGGCACGUGGCGGUGCGCGUGGAGGGCCGCGGCGACGGACAGUCGUCGUCGAGGCGGUUCGUUGUGCCGGUGGCGCAGCUGAGCCACCCGGCGUUCUGGGAGCUGCUCCAGCAGGCGGAGGAGGAGUACGGUUUCCCGUCGGCCUCCGGCCCCCUCGCGCUCCCCUGCGACGAGGACCACCUCCGUGACGUCCUCCGCCGCGUCUCGUCCUCCGAAACCGAGGAGCGCGGCUCCUUCCGCCGCCGCGGUGUCGUGGCGGCGCCGCACGAUGACUCGCGGCCGCUGCUGCAGGGGGUGGCCGUGAAGAAGCUCGCCUCGUGA
Triticum turgidum subsp. durum (durum wheat) is the source of this 453-nucleotide messenger RNA. NCBI's taxonomy places the organism in Eukaryota, Viridiplantae, Streptophyta, Magnoliopsida, Poales, Poaceae. The record is from the annotation of a GenBank genome assembly.